CACAAUUUACGAACACAGAAUAACAUGUUAAAAUAUUUUUUAUUUAGUCAUGCAAAAUAAAACGUUUUACUUUCUUUGACUACUACUUUUUGACAGUUAUAAUUAUAUAAAAUAUAUAUAUAUUUAAUUUUUAAUCCCACCGAAUAGUGGUAUUAAUGGAGAAAAAUGAACUAAUGUUUACUUGGUUAACAAUUGAAAAUACAAAAUAAUUUAUAAUGGAUGUUUGUCACGCACCACAAUACUUACCUGAUUUAGUAUUGGACAUCAUAUUUUCAAACUUGGAACUACCAGACUUAUUAAGCUGCAUGUUGGUCUGUCAAAAUUGGUAUCGUGUAAUUAAUGAUGGCAGAGCAGAGCCAUGGAAAUUAAUGUGUCGCCGUAAGAUACCUAAAGAGCUACUGAAGUCUGAACUUUUAUCGCAACUCCACAACUAUAAAGCCAAAUUACGAGCCUUAUAUCAUUCAUGGAAUCCAGACGAUUGUUCCAUGCACAUUGUUGUCAAACAAAAUGGUUUUACAUUGCAUCGUAAUCCAGUCGCCCAGAGUACAGACAUGGCACGAACUAAAAUUGGUUAUAGCAAUGGUAAACACGUAUGGGAAAUUACAUGGACUGGACCACUAGGUACAGUUGCAAUGGUUGGUGUGUCAACGAAAGAGGCGCCAGUGCAUUGUAGUGGUUACUUACCUCUGUUGGGUAUUGACAAGCAUAGCUGGGGUUGGAAUUUAAUCGAUAAUGUUUUGUUGCAUAAUGGAGUAUCACAUGGAUGCUAUCCAUUGUUAAACAACGCUCCUAAGUAUCAAAUUGGUGAAAAAUUACAAUUAGUACUAGAUUCUGAUAAUGGUAUUUUGCACUUUGAAAAAUGUAAUGAAUUCUUAGGUAUAGCUUUUAAAAAUUUACCUAAAACUAAAUUAUAUCCUUCGGUGUCAGCUGUCUAUGGUAACACAGAAAUAUCAGUAGUAUAUAUUGGUAAACCUUUAUUUGGUUAAGUAAGCAUUAUAGUUUUUAUAAGAAUUCAAUCUCAUAGAAUAUAAAAUACUAUUUAACAUAAGGUUUAAAUUCCUUAAUGUUUUUUCAUUUUAAUUCAAUAAUAUCAGUAUUGUUUCUGUUAGUAAAUAAUAUUUGGUACAUACAAGUUACAUACAAACAUAAAUCUUGCAAGUAAUGUGUUUAAAAAAUAUUUAGUAAUAGAGCUCUUGAUAGUGAGGAUGGUGGUAGUUCCAUUAUUUAUAUUAAAUUAUAUUAAACAAAAAAAUUGCGUUUAUUUAAAAUUUAAAAAAGAAGACUAAAAUUCAUAACAAAAAAAUACCUUUUUAUACAUUUUUUGCUUAAAUAAUAAACUUAUACUUCAUAUACGAGAAAUGGCAAACCUUUUUUGAGUUAUAUGCUAAAAUUUCAAAAUCAGUUUAAAAACAAUUUCAUGUGCCUGUAAAGUUUUGUAUUGGUUAGAAAUGUUAAAAAUAUUAAAAUAUUUUUUAGUUGACCAGCGGGGUGUAUAUAAAAAUAUUUAAACAUAAAGUAUGUAUAAUCAUUUUUAUUACCUUCUUACUACUAAACUUUACCACUACUACUCUAUAUUUUUAUUUCAUUGUUGCUACUAAUAUUGGUUUUUUUUUUUAAUACCAGUAUGUGUUUUUCUUUAUUUUUAUUUACCUAAUAAAAAAAAUAUAUUCUAAUUAUUUCAAUCAAAACUAUUAAUGAAUUUAUUUAACUUUAGAUUAAUAAACCAUCAUUGAUAAUUUGACUAUUAAAAUCUCCGGGGGGAAAAAAAAAUAAAAGAAGAUAUACUGUACAAUCUAAAAGGGAGUUCCAAUUAUAAUUAGUUAUUAUAUUGCUAAGAAAUAACUAAAGAAUUUUUUAAUCAAAUACAAGAUUCCACAAUGAAUUAAUAUCAGUUAGCCACUCCUGCUAUAAGUGCUAUGUACUAUAUUUUUGAGAGUUAAAAAUAUUAGAUAUUUUACUGUUAGUAAUUUACAUUAGUAAAAAUUACUUAAUUUUG
This is a messenger RNA of Rhopalosiphum maidis (corn leaf aphid), 1996 nucleotides long. RefSeq names its product F-box/SPRY domain-containing protein 1 (gene Fsn). The transcript is spliced from 2 exons. Lineage: Eukaryota; Metazoa; Arthropoda; Insecta; Hemiptera; Aphididae. The coding region runs from base 216 to 986 and encodes 256 amino acids. Gene Ontology annotation, biological process: proteasome-mediated ubiquitin-dependent protein catabolic process; synapse assembly involved in innervation. Gene Ontology annotation, cellular component: synapse; SCF ubiquitin ligase complex. The record is from RefSeq and is a predicted model, not a curated record. Gene Ontology annotation, molecular function: protein binding.